Molecule: messenger RNA, 1286 nt
Organism: Capsella rubella
Lineage: Eukaryota; Viridiplantae; Streptophyta; Magnoliopsida; Brassicales; Brassicaceae
Product: polyadenylate-binding protein-interacting protein 13
Exons: 10
Coding region: 76-1041 (321 amino acids)
Molecular function (GO): RNA binding
Source: RefSeq, a predicted model, not a curated record
AUAAUCAUGUUCCUUAAAUCUUGAGUUGUUUCUGAUAAAUCUUGUUAUCAUCCGAAGAUUCAUCUUUUGGUUAUCAUGUCUAUUGUUGAAAAUGCUGGUGUGACAAUGGACUCCUCUGAUCAGAAUUCAAACAACAACACAGCUUCAUUAGAAGACACAAAAUCACCAUGUCCUGAUGAUCAGAAACUUAAGUCCAGUACCUCUGUUGAAACUCCAAAUCUCGCAAACGAAUCGGUCCAAAGAACCAGUGAAGUGAAUCCCAAGAGUCAUUUGAAUCCAUUGGCUAAGGAAUUUGUUCCUUCGUUAAUUGCUCUGUACCACUCUGAGUUCUUAAGAAAUAGAUUAUGGUUUGCUAACAAUUUCCCAAUGCAAGUUAUUUCUAUUGAGGAAAAUGUCCGUUUCACUACAAGGAGAAUGAACUUUAACCAAGGGAGACGAUGGACGAACAGAAGAACAAACUUUGGUCAGAAUGAAGAUGUAAUCAAGAGAACUGUAUAUGUUUCAGACAUCGAUCAACAAGUUACUGAGGAGCAGCUUGCAAGUCUCUUUUCUUCUUGUGGCCAGGUUGUUGAUUGCCGUAUAUGUGGUGACCAUAAGUCUAUUCUCCGAUUCGCCUUCAUUGAGUUUACUAAUUCAGAGGGAGCUAGGUCUGCUUUACGAAAAUCGGGUACUAUGUUCGGUUCUCAUGCUAUUAGGGUACUUAUCUCGAAAACAGCUAUCGCGCCUGUUAACCCGUACUUCCUUCCAAGGUCUGAGGAAGAGCGAGAGAAGUGUGGAAGGACUGUUUAUUGUACUAACAUUGACAAGAUGGUCACUCGAACGGAAAUGGAAGAUUUCUUUAAAACAGCUUGUGGGGAGAUUCAACAUUUGAGCCUGCUUGGAGACUCUUACCACCAAACCCGCAUUGCUUUCGUCGAAUUUAAGCUGGCAGAGAGUGCAUUAUCUGCUCUUAACUGCAGUGGUAUUGUCUUGGGAGGGCUCCCAAUAAGGGUAAGCCCAUCAAAGACGCCAGUGAGGCCACACCGCUCUGAUAUAAACUAAAAAGCUAUCGCACUCUGAUGAAAGAGUUCUAUUCAAAUACAAAGAUUAUGUUGUUCAACAGCCUGCCCUCGGUUAUAUUUGAACUAAUCAGUAACUUAGGCUAAUCUUUCUCCUUUCUUCUAUUAAUUUAGAACCAAACUGAUCUGUUUGUUUUUUUUCAUAUCUUGGAAACAUCUCUCUGGUUAUCUUUGUGGAUCAUACAUAUUUUAAGACCCCUUUUGGAAAAACUAAACUUUUUUUUUUUU